Molecule: messenger RNA, 1464 nt
Organism: Populus nigra (black poplar)
Lineage: Eukaryota; Viridiplantae; Streptophyta; Magnoliopsida; Malpighiales; Salicaceae
Product: beta-amyrin 16-alpha-hydroxylase CYP87D16-like
Exons: 10
Coding region: 1-1464 (487 amino acids)
Biological process (GO): sterol metabolic process
Molecular function (GO): oxidoreductase activity, acting on paired donors, with incorporation or reduction of molecular oxygen; heme binding; iron ion binding
Source: RefSeq, a predicted model, not a curated record
AUGUGGACAAUUGGGUUGUGUGUUGUAGCAUUGCUAGUCAUAUACUGUACUCAUUUGGUUAGAAAAUGGAAGAAUCCUAGCUGCAAUGGUGUUCUCCCACCUGGUUCCAUGGGCUUGCCUCUCAUUGGAGAGACCCUUCAUUUGAUCAUUCCAAGUUAUUCUCUAGACCUUCAUCCGUUCAUCAAGAAGAGGAUUCGAAGAUUUGGACCCAUUUUUCGAACUAACAUCUUGGGCCGACCUGUUGUGGUAUCGACCGAUCCUGAACUCAACCAUCUCAUCCUCCAACAAGAAGGAAAAUUGGUAGAGAUGUGGUAUUUAGACACAUUUUCCAAGCUUUUCAAUCAAGAGGGUGAAUCUAGGACAAGUGCAGUUGGAGUCAUUCAUAAGUAUGUCAGAAGUUUAUCCUUAACUCACUUUGGCGUCGAAACUCUUAAGAAAGGCUUGCUUCCUGAAAUAGAAGACAUGAUUAAGAAAACCCUGCAAAAGUGGUCAACUCAAGAAUCUAUUGAAGUGAAAUAUGGCUCUGCAGUUAUGGUUUUCAAUUAUAUUGCGAAGCACAUGUUUGGUUAUGAUGAUUCUGAAAACACAUCUGAAGACAAGAUAAGCGAAAAAUUCACCAAAAUAUCAGAGUUUCUUAUGUCCAUCCCCUUGAAUGUUCCUGGCACUACAUACCAUAAAUGUUUAAAGGACCGAGAGAAGGCAACCAAGUUUCUGAAAAAUAAACUAGAGGAGAGACGCAAUUCGCCAGAUAUGUAUCGAGGAGAUUUGCUUGAUCAGGUCAUUGCUGACUUGAACAAGGAGGAUAAAGAGAAGUUCUUAUCAGAUGAUUUCAUUAUUACAGUGAUCUUUGGAUUGUUAUUUGCCGGCUUCGAGUCAGUCUCGAAAAUACUGACGUUAACUCUUAAGUUGCUAGCAGACCACCCUUCAGUGUUACAGGAACUGAUAGCUGAGCAUGAGGGAAUCCUGAAAAAUAGACGAGAUUCAGAUCCCGUGCUCACAUGGGACGAGUACAAAUCAAUGACUUUUACACUUCAAGUUAUCAACGAAUCGCUAAGGUUGGGGAAUGGUGCGCCUGGAUUAUUAAGAAGAGCAUUGAAAGACAUUGAAUUUAAAGGAUUUACAAUUCCUGCCGGUUGGAUCAUAAUGGCUGUCACUUCUGCUUCUCAUUUGAACCCUGACGUCUACAAGGAUCCGCUCGCAUUCAAUCCAGCACGUUGGAAGGACAUGGACCCGUAUCUUGUAUCCAAGAAUUUCAUGCCUUUUAGUGGGGGAACUAGGCAGUGUGCAGGGGCAGAAUUCAGUAAAUUGCUCAUGGCCACCUUUCUCCAUGUCCUGCUCACCAAAUAUGAGUAUGUUCCUGUUUUUGUAGCAGGAUUGUUAAUGGCUUUUCUGGAUUUGAAUUUCUUAAUCAUAGGUGGACCAGAAUCAAGGGAGGACGAGUUGUUCGAGCUUGUGCUUGCUUAA